GGCGAAAUAAAUUCAGAGAAAAAGGUUUGCUGUGGGUUGCUCGAGAGAGAGAGCUAGAAGAAAUCAGAGCGACUCGGAGGAACAGAAGAAGACAAAGAAAGCAAUUCUCUCUUACACUUUAGAGUUCUUUGGUUUUGAUUCCACUGAACCCUAAACCUCAAUUUCUCUAUCUUCAUCCACAAGAAUGCCAGCUUCUGAAGAUAGAAGAGGGAAAUGGAAACGACGGAAGCGAGGUGGGUUAUCGGCGGCGAGGAAACCGAAACAAGAGGAGGAAGAUAUCGAGGAAGAAGACGAAGAGAACAACAACAAUCACAACAACGAAGAAAUUGAUGACGUUGAUAAUAAUGCCGAUGAGCUUCACCAGAACGGCGGCGCAACUCCCGAUCCGGGACACGGUAUUGGCGAAGUAGUUGAAGAUUCCGGUUCGCGCAUCUCUGAUUUCCCCUCUGUGGUUAAGCGUGUUGUGAUCCGUCCACACGCGUCUGUAACGGCCGUUGUGGCUGCUGAGAGAGGUGGUUUGAUUGGGGAGACUAGAGGUCAAGGUUCGCUUCCGUCUCUGGAGAAUAUUUCCUAUGGGCAAUUGCAAGCGUUGUCUACUGUACCGGCUGAUGCUCUGUCCUUUGAUCUUGAGAGGAGUGAUGGAGCGUCUUCUGCUUAUGUUAUCUCUCCACCACCUAUUUUGGAAGGAGAAGGAGUUGCUAAACGGUUUGGGGAUCUGGUUCAUGUCUUGCCUAUGCAUUCAGGUUUGUUUGUUUCUCUUUGCUCGAAUUUAUUANAUAAUCAUUGCAACCAUUGUUCUCGACCGCUUCCAACUGUGUACUUCCAGUCACAAAAGAAGGGGGAUAUAGUCUUAUGCUCUGAUUGUUUUCACCAUGGAAGAUUUGUUGUUGGACAUUCUUGUCUUGACUUUGUAAGAGUGGAUCCAUCCAAAUUUUAUGGCGAUCAAGAUGGAGACAAUUGGAGUGAUCAGGAAACUCUCUUACUUCUUGAAGCUGUGGAACUCUACAAUGAAAAUUGGAUUCAGAUUGCAGAUCAUGUUGGUUCCAAAUCAAAAGCUCAGUGCAUUCUUCAUUUUCUUCGAUUACCUGUGGAGGAUGGUCUUUUGGAUAAUGUUGAGGUUCCAGGUGUAACUGAUUUGGAAAACCCUGCAAAUGGAUAUGACCACAAAGGAACAGAUUCAGAUGGAGAUAUACCCGGAUAUUCGGAGCAAGAUUCUGACACGGAGAUCAAGCUUCCUUUUGUGAAGUCUCCGAAUCCGGUUAUGGCAUUGGUUGCAUUUUUGGCAUCAGCUGUUGGACCUCGAGUUGCUGCGUCAUGUGCCCAUGAGUCCCUUGCGAUUUUAUCUGAGGAUGAUAGGAUGAAAUCUGAGGGUGUGCAAGGGAAAGAAGCUGGAGAAAAUCAGCAGCAAGAUGAAAACUCAGGAGCAGCUAAAACAUCGAGCCAAAACGGAGCAGAACCACAGACUCCAUUGCCAGAGGAUAAGGUUAUGGUGGCAUUUAGAGCCGGUCUAUCAGCUGCAGCAACGAAAGCAAAAUUGUUUGCCGAUCAUGAAGAACGUGAGAUCCAAAGGCUUUCUGCAAAUAUUGUAAAUCACCAGCUGAAGAGGAUGGAGCUGAAGCUAAAACAGUUUGCAGAAAUUGAAACAUUGUUGAUGAAAGAAUGCGAACAAGUAGAGAAAACACGUCAGAGAUUUGCUGCAGAACGAGUCCGUAUGCUCUCAGCAAGAUUUGGAUCACCUGGAGGAAUCCCUCCACAGACUAAUAAUAAUCUCCAAGGGAUGUCUCUGUCCACAGGUAGUAACAGCAUCAAUACUCUCUUGCAGCAGCAACAACAACAAGUUUCAGCAACAUCUCAACCAAGCAUCAUUCCAGGAUUCAGCAACAACCCGCAAGUCCAUGCGCAGAUGCAGUUCAUGGCACGCCAACAACAACAGCAACAACAAGCUUUCUCGUUUGGCCCGAGAUUGCCUCUCAAUGCGAUACAGACGAAUGCAGGAUCAACGGCUUCACCAAAUGUCAUGUUUGGCAACAACCAACUUAAUAACCCUGCAGGUUCAGGAGGAGCAGCAUCCAUCAACCAACCCUCGUUUAGUCACCCGAUGGUUAGGUCUUCCACGGGUUCAGGCUCAGGGUCCGGUUUAGGCUUAAACUGAGACGUAUCUCUUUAGCUUUACUUAGCUUAUCAGUAUCCAUAUUUAUUUAUUUCCGCCUUGUUAUUUGUUAUUGGCUUUGAGACAGACCGGUAGUGUUGUCCCUAAGUUAGUAGUGUCUUGUAGUAACAAAAUCAUCCUCGUUGUGAAUUAAAACAGUUACCAAUCUUAA
Camelina sativa (false flax) is the source of this 2321-nucleotide messenger RNA. The record is from RefSeq and is a predicted model, not a curated record. Lineage: Eukaryota; Viridiplantae; Streptophyta; Magnoliopsida; Brassicales; Brassicaceae.